Messenger RNA from Rattus rattus (black rat), 453 nucleotides. Its product is annotated as 60S ribosomal protein L23a-like. Gene Ontology annotation, cellular component: ribosome; cytosolic large ribosomal subunit. Gene Ontology annotation, molecular function: structural constituent of ribosome. The record is from RefSeq and is a predicted model, not a curated record. The transcript is spliced from 2 exons. Lineage: Eukaryota; Metazoa; Chordata; Mammalia; Rodentia; Muridae. Bases 1 to 453 code for a protein of 150 amino acids. Gene Ontology annotation, biological process: ribosomal large subunit assembly; translation.
AUGAAACCACCAGCCAAAGAAAAGGUCCUGCCCCGCAAAGCUGAAGCCAAAGCGAAGGUCUUGAAAGCUAAGAAGGCAGUGGCGAAAGGUGUCCACGGUCACAAAAGUAAGAUCCGAACGUCACCCACUCUCUGGUGGCCCAAUACCUUGUGGCUCCAGAGGCAUCCAAUAUAUCCUCGAAAGGGUGCACCCACGAGAAACAAGCUUGACCACUAUGCUGUUAUCAAAUUCCCACUGAACACUGAGUCAGCCAUGAAGAAAAGAGAGCACAGCAACACACUUGUGUUCAUUGUGGAUGUCAAGGCCAACAAGCACCAGAUCAAACAGGAGGCCAUGAAGAAACUCUAUGACAUUGAAGUGGCCAAAGUCACUGAUGGAGAGAAGAAGGUGUAUGUUCGCUUGGCUCCUGAUUAUGAUGCCCUAAAUGUUGCCAAGGAGAUUGUGAUCAUCUAA